This is a messenger RNA of Archocentrus centrarchus (flier cichlid), 804 nucleotides long. RefSeq lists its product as uncharacterized. The coding region runs from base 1 to 789 and encodes 262 amino acids. Lineage: Eukaryota; Metazoa; Chordata; Actinopteri; Cichliformes; Cichlidae. The transcript has 6 exons. The record is from RefSeq and is a predicted model, not a curated record.
AUGGGUGAAAACACCAUCACAAAGCCUCUUGGCUUAGUUUUGAUCAUCACAGCUCACAUAGUGUUCAACGACCCCAGCCAUGCAGAAGUCAUCGGGACCCUUGGCAGUAACAUCACCCUUCAGUUUAUAUUUAAUAUCAGCUUUACCAAAACCAAUUACAUUGCAAUUUAUACAUUAGGCGAGAAAAAGAUUGAUGAUUAUGCAAAAUGGAAACGUUCCUUUGAUAUUUACCCCCAAAAUUCAUCUGUAUUUUACCACAUCACAAAUCUCACUAUAAACCACAGUAACACCUACUGGGCCAGUGUAUUUCUGGGCUUUGGCAGCCCAGAAAAAAGUAAUGAAGUCCAGCUGAUCGUUGAAGAAAGGAACACAAGCAGUACAGCUCCUCCAACGUUGACUACGCACACGGGAGCUCAUGUCAAUGAAAGUAGUCCCAUUACCAACAUCGUCAUCGUCCUCGCGGUUUUACCUGUGGUCCUGUUAGCUACAGUACUCCCAUGGUUGAUCUGUAGUCUCGUGAAACCUACAGAGAUGGGGUCAGGAGAUGAUGUUAAGCCUAGCUUAGCAUUAAACAAACAACAACAACAACAACAACAACAACAAAGGCCAGGCCAAAGCUCAACUCUCACAGUGCAUGAAUCAAUUGAGUCAUCGAGCAGUAUGCCCACAGCCUCGGUGAUCUACAGUGUCUUGGACUUCCCCAGAAGACCUCCAACAGCUGUGGAGAUUAACCCAAGAGAUACAGAGUAUGCAGCUGUCAGCUAUCUCCAAGAGAAGAGAUACAUGUGAUGUACGGCUGAUUGU